AUGGCUCGGUCGGUUAGCAAGAUGUGGGAAAAGUACUGCCUGCGUCCAACUCAGGGCACCGUAUCCACCACCAUCCCAGUCUUCAUCUACGGCACAGCCUGGAAAAAGGAUAGCAGCGCAGAUCUGGUCUACACUGCGAUCAAGGCUGGAUUCCGGGCUGUGGACACUGCAGCCCAACCCCGUCAUUACCAAGAAAAUCUCGUCGGCGAUGGCAUUCGCAGAGCUAUCGCCGAUGGGAUCGUCGACCGGAAAGACCUAUAUGUGCAAACCAAAUAUAGCCCUGUCUCGGCACAGGACGUGGGAAACAUGCCCUACGACCCGUCAGCGACAGUGACGGAGCAAGUCCAUGCAUCUGUCAAGUCAUCCCUACAUAAUCUUCGCUCAGCAGAUGACCCGAGCUCAGCGGAUGAGGCCUACAUCGACACGGUGGUCAUUCAUUCGCCGCUUCCCACUCUAGCCCAGACGCUCGAGGCCUGGCAGGCUCUUGAGACUUAUGUACCCCACCGCAUUCGAAACUUGGGUAUUUCAAACUGCACGAUGCCCAUGCUGCGAGAACUGUGCAACUCAUCCAUGACAACGGUGAAGCCAUCAGUUGUACAGAACAGAUUUCACGAAGAUACUCUGUUUGAUGUUCCUAUGCGUGCUUUCUGUCGCGAUAACCAGGUCAUUUACCAAGGCUUCUGGACUUUGACGGCAAAUCCGGACCUGGUGCGUUCUCUGCCUGUGCAGCAACUUGCUCGUCAUGUCGACAUCACCCCGGCCGCUGCGUUCUAUGCACUGAUUAUCGGUCUGGGAAAUUUGACGGUGUUGAAUGGAACUAAGAAUGAGUUGCGCAUGAAGGAGGAUCUGGCUGCCCCAAAACAGGUGGAGGAAUUUACUCAGAAGCAGCCUGAUGAAUGGAAACAGAUCCUUGCAGACUUCCAGGGUUUGACUGGGGACUCAGAAUAG
Penicillium arizonense is the source of this 948-nucleotide messenger RNA. Its product is annotated as putative aldo-keto reductase (AKR). The record is from RefSeq and is a predicted model, not a curated record. Gene Ontology annotation, cellular component: cytosol. The coding region runs from base 1 to 948 and encodes 315 amino acids. The transcript is spliced from 3 exons. Gene Ontology annotation, molecular function: aldose reductase (NADPH) activity. NCBI's taxonomy places the organism in Eukaryota, Fungi, Ascomycota, Eurotiomycetes, Eurotiales, Aspergillaceae.